Molecule: messenger RNA, 4911 nt
Organism: Paramecium tetraurelia
Lineage: Eukaryota; Ciliophora; Oligohymenophorea; Peniculida; Parameciidae
Exons: 2
Source: RefSeq, a predicted model, not a curated record
AUGAUGAUUGUUUUGAAGCAUCACACAAUUAUCCCUAAAAGCUUAUCUUUGUUCUUAUAACUCGUCAUUUUAAUUUAGCCAAUCUUUAUGGUGAUGGAAACGGGAUUACAAAUACACCACACUGAUAAUUCUGUACCCCAUCUGAUAAUUCUGCUAUUAUUCAGACAGGAUUUACUGCUUCUAGAUUAGAAUUUCCAUUAGGCUCAACUCUAUUUGAUUGUGCUUGCAUUCUAACUAUUUCAAAAGGCAUUAUAAAUCUCUAUUACCUUUUAUCUCUUUCGAAUUAAGGACAAAGCUCUCUACUUCUAGCAGAUUGACUAAAGCAACUUAAUCCAGAAGGGAUUAGUGAUCUUGGCUACUUUAAUGUAAUUAUAAUUAACCGCCCUACAUUUGCUAAGUUCAACAUUUUGUUUGAUGAGUUUAACAUUUGCAUUUAGAAAUGGAGAUUAAUAUGUUCACUUAUUUCUAUCCAUUUUCACAUACGUCUCAUGGUAAGUAGAUUAUAUUUUUACUUUAUCUCUUUGUAGCACACCUCUCACUUAUAAAUAUCACUAUUUAGACAUAACAAAAGUAACAAUAUUAAAUUACAUAAUUUAUUUGCUCUAAUAAUUGUAAAUUAUAAUAUUUUGUGUCAUUGAAGAUAAUCAAGAAAUUAAACUUGUAAACAUAAUUUUAUUAUUAAUUGAAAUAAUUUCAUAGCUUACUAAUUAAUUCAUAAAUUAUAUAUAUAUUUUCAAGGAGUCUAGAUUAUUACUAUAUUUUACAAUUGCAUUUAAAAUAGCUUUCUGUUGCUACUACCUUCAGCCUACUGUUAGUUCAGAAUAUCUGAUUAUUCCUUUACUCAUAUACCCUAUCAUAUUAUAUGCAUUUCUUGCUUUGGAUUAUGAAAUUAAUAAUAGGCUUUUUGCUAAUAUCUUCAAAGAUUCAGCAUCUAUACCUCUACUCAUUCACCAAUUAAAAAUGAUCUUAAAUCAGUGUGAUAUCAACAUCAAAAUGAACCCAUUAAAAUCCUCGUUGAUCAAUAAUUAUCAUCGUAAGAGUUGUGAAAAUGAAGAUUGCAUUUGCUCUAAUAAGUUAUACAUUUUAGAAAUCUCCCAAGCGAAUGCAAUCACUCAAGCCAUUCUGAAAUAAUUUCUCAGGUCCAGAAUAAAUAACAUAAUGGACACUAAACAUUUAUCAAAGAAUUCUUAAGUAAUUGAUUUAUUUUAUGUACAAACUUUAUUCUAUUUUGAUUUUGGAUGGUUGACGGAUUGUAUUAAAAAUGUAAUUCAUCUAUUGAGUUGCUCUGAAAAUAAUUAAAAUCUAGUGAUUAAGAACUUUAUUUAAAAAUGUAAAAAUAUAGAAGAGACAUUAAAGGAAUCUUCUAUGAAAUAGGAUGUAUCUAAUUAACAAGUUCAUUAAUACAUUUAUGUGAAGAUUUAACUAGAUAUGACAGAAUAUUGCAGAUUAAACUAUGUUUUACACCUAGCUAAAUUUAAAUUAAAAUCAUCUUUGGGAACAUCGAUGUAAGCAUUUUAAUAAUUGAUGGUCUCUGAUUUUAUCACGUCGUUUUUGAAAUACGAUAAGUGUUUAAGGGAUAUACAAAGUUAGACUUUAAAUCUGAUCCAUGAGAAAAUCAAUUUUUAUCAUGCAAUAAUUGAGGAUGAAAAACGAAACCUCAAUAAUUUAGCAGUUUAGACUAAAAAGAUUUGUGUGAAAUUAACUUAAAUGAAAAAGAGACUCAAAUAGAUCUACGAUUAAUAUCCAUGUAAAAGCAUGCAGAGAUGUUUGUGUUUUUUCUAAAGCGAAAUAUUGAAUAAUUAUUAUGAAGCAAGCAAAACAUCUUCAAUUACAUCCAUGACAGAUGAUAAAAUCUUUAGAAAUAAGAAGAUAAGAAAUUACGAGAUUCAAGUGGAAUAAACAGCUUAUAUAAUCUUAUCAAUCAAAGGAGAAUUGGAUGAUUUUAAUAUUGAAUAAGGUUCGUCAUUUCUGUUGUCAUUAAUAGGCUAUGAUACAUAUAAGGAUGUUCAAUUCUAUUAAUUAUUGCCUAAAUUUAUGAGAAGUUCCCAUCCUAAAAUACUGAAUAAAUUUUUUAUGAAUGGCCAAUCUCGAUUUUAUAAAAGUUUUAAUUAAAGUUUUAUCUAGACCAAGACUGGACUGUUAAAAACAGUGUUCUUAACUUAUGACAUCACCAAAAUAAUAUUAAAUUAGAACUUAGUAUUUGCUGCAUUCUUACAAGAGUUGCCAGACUAAAAAUGCUUUAUGUUAUCACAUGGGAACAAAGGAACAUUAAUAUUUUCAGACAACUUCUUUUUAAAAAUUGGAUUUGACUAAAGAGUUAUUUUGAAUUUACCAACUUAAGUCAUCAAUUCUCUUAACAUGUAAUAUCUAAUUCCAGAUUUUCCAAUGGAGCACUCAGAAACAGAGACAUCACAGUUCAAUACAGAAAUGAGAUUCUUAAUGGAUAGAAAAUUGAAAGAACUCUAAGUUCAAGGUACAAAUUUGAGUGAAUACAUAUUGGAUAUAGAAUAAUGGGAAAAAGAAGAUCAAGUUUGUUUAUAUAAUAUAUCUGUAAUGAUUACUAAACGGUACAUUGAACAAUAGUCAUAUCUAUUAAUUGAGAUGUCAUCGAUUACAAGAAUCACCAAGUUUUCCUAAGAUGCCUCGAAAUUUUAGACAAUUCAAAAUUUUGAUAUUACUCCACAAAAAUCUCCAGUUCAUAGAUAAAGAAAAAAUUCAGUUAGCAUAGCUUCAUUAAUGAAUUUAAGCGUAGAAGCGUAGGCAAAGAAAGUAAAAGUUAUGGAUGUUAGAAAGAAAGAAAUUCAAAUGAAUGAUUACUCAGAGGAUGAAGCUGCUUGUUAUAUUUCAUCAUUCAGAAAAGAUGAGUUACAAAAUCAUGCCCCAUUUUAAAGCCAAAGGCAAUUAUUGUCCGAAAGAAAAAAUGAUACAUAAUAGGAAUUUUUCAAUGUUGAUCUGCUGAGGAUGGAUUCAAAUAUAAAAUCAUCUAUGGAAAUUCAAUAAUCGUAGACUAGUAAAAGGAAGAGAGAUUAAAAUGAAGAGGUGUAAUCUUAAUAAUCUUCAAUUGGAGGAGUCAAAGAAUCGUAAUUGUUUAAGAAGUUUGAGAUGAUAGAGAAGAUAAUUAAAAGCAAAAAGUUUAAAACAAUGAUGAUUUAUAUAGUGCUACUGAUUAUGUUGACUAUGUUCUGGGUAUCAUUCACCAUAGUGGUUGUCACUGCAAUGUCAUCUCAAUUAUUAGAAUUUAUAUAAGAAAUCGACAUGAUAUCUUUGCAUGCUAGUAUAAUGGGACCACAUGAUAUGUACUUAUCAAUAAAAGUCACAGUUUCAGCUUAUCAACAAUUGUAUAGAGAAAACUAUAUAGAUUAUUCUACUUUAUUGAAAUUGAUUAACCCAUUAUUUGAGUUCAAUGCUCCUUAUUACUUCGAUCUACAAAAUAGCUUUUAUGAAGUUCUAACUGAUGUCCAUUUAACUGAUUUCUUUGUUGACAAAUAUUAAACUGUAUAUUUUAUGGGUAAUAAUGAUACAGUAAUUUAUAGUCGCACAUUGUCAUUCAGAGAGGAACUUUUAGCAGUAAUAAAUGCAUAAUAUUAAUUGAAACGAAUUUUUGAUGAACGUUCGAAUGCAGCAGGAUAACCAUGCUAAGUAUUUUAAUUUGCAAAUUAUUUAAAUCUGUAAGAUUAGUUGGAAUAAUUAACUGAUGAAAUCUUACAAUUUUCAAAAAUGAGAAGCGUAUCAUCAAAUUAACAAUGGUUAAUCUUUUGGAUUAUUUACUAAAUUACAUCUAUUUUACUAAUAUUUGUUUUAGUUAUCGUUCGUAAAAGAAUGUUGAAAACAUAUGAGAAAUUGUUAAGUCUAUUCUACUAUUCAGAUAGGAAUUCUUUGGAAUAAGAAAUUCUCAAACUUAAAAAUUUACAUUAAACUAUAUCUAUUUAAAAUCAAGAAGUAAUUAAGAGAUAUGAAUUCGAUUUUAAAGAAAGAGAAGAAUAAUUGAACCAUAAGAAGAACAAGUCGCAUUCAUAAAACAUUGAGUAGCAAAAGUUAAGAAAGAGUAAUGAUUAAUUGCCUCAAUUGUUUACAUAUUUGGGCAUUUUUAUUAUGUACACAUACUUCUUGGUUUACUCAGUUGUAAUUUAUGAUUAAACAAAGAAUUACCUAGUUAAAUAUAAACAAACAACUGAUUUCUAUAGAUUAGUUCAGGAAAUGAGAUUUAGAAGUGGAACAAUCUAUGUUUACAGAGAGCUCUUUUUUAGAUGGUCUAACUUUACUUAUUUAACACCAAAUGACUUAGAUCGUUUGUAUUAGUUAGUAGAAAAGUCGCAAAGUAUAAUCCAACAGUAUCUAAAUGAUCAGAGUGAUAUAUAGACUGAUGAUUAUCUACUGUCAGACAGUUAUAUGAAUUACAUUACUCAAGUUGAAAAUUCUAAUCUAUGCAAUUUUAUAGAUGCAUAAUACAUCAACAUAACAAGUUAUUGUUCAAUUGCUUUGGAUGGAGUGUUACUUAAAGGUAUGAUUCCUAGUUUAAAUUACAUUUCUGCUGCCAUAAGGAAUCAACAAGCCAUCAAUAAUUUUACAAAAAGAGCCGAAGUCCAUUUUUAUGAAUUGGAAGGUGGUUAAAUAAUUUGUUAAGUGUUUACUAAUGUAUCCCAAAUAUUACAAUAAGGAAUGAUUGAUUUGACUCACAAGUUUAAUUAAACGAAUGAAGUACAAAUAUUUUAGAAAUAGAUCCUAUCUUAUAUAUUCCUUGUUACUUAGUUGUCCUUAUCAAUUGCUAUACUAAGUUGUUUUAAGAAGUCUCUGAUGAAUGAAUUCACUAUGUAUAAGAAAUCUCUGUAUCUCAUACCCAUCCAAGUAUUACUUGGGGAUAAUUCUUUGGAAAGAGCAUUAAGAUAAUAUGAAUUCACUGAAAAGAUUUGA